UGGGCGCGAAAAACUUUCGAAAACCUGCGCCAUGGAGUGCUGCACCUGCGAAGUUGCUUUUCCACCUGGAGAAAUUGGUGGAAAGGAGCUGGAAGAUGGCGUUGUCGAACUGCCAGAACGAUGUGGGACUGGCGAGAAGAUGGUGGACCAGCUCUCGGAGGUGUCGACCGAUCCGUUGCCCUUUCUGAGUCAGGACCUGGCGGAGGAGUCGAGGCAACGGCGCAGCGAUCGCACCGGGCAGGAGAUCAUGUCUCAAAGCGCCAGCAUCAGUAUGGCGGUAGUGUCCCAAAGAAUCACCAAGACGGACACGGAAAUUCUCCGCGGUGUACGACUUCGGGAUACGCUGAAGGGAUGUGGACGACUCUGGCGAUGUAAUCCCAUGAAGUUGAAGCCACAAGCGCGGAGUGCACUGUUCAAGAUGUCCAGGCCAGUGCCGUCCUUGGACAUCUUUCUAUCGCACACCUGGUGCUCCAAGGGGAGAGCGAAGAUUUUGUCCUUGCUACUGCAGAGCGGGUGUAGUACAGCUUUGCUGUUCUGGUUCUUUGGUGUCGCACUGGCGCUGGCGCUGUGUUUCGCUGAUGCUUUGCCCAUGCCCUUUUGGUAUUCUGCCAACAUGAGCCACUUCAAAGAGAUGUGUCCUCUGGGUCCAUGGGUGAUGCUCUUUGGUUUCCUGGGAACUUUGUUGGGUCUUCUUCUUUCGCCCUACGUCUCCUGUUUCAACCGUGACAUGUGCUUCGUGGAUGCGGCCUGCAUUCAUCAGACCAAUAAGACCUUGAUGCAACGAGGUAUCAACGGCAUUGGGGGCUUUCUUCUGGUGUCCAGGGAGCUGCGAAUCCUCUGGAGCCAGCCGUACUUAUCGCGUUUGUGGUGCGUAUUCGAGGUGGCCACUUACAAGAAAAUGAAUCCGGGUGGAAACAUUGUCAUGGCACCACUGUUUGUUGAUGAGAGCGUGUUGUUGAAAUAUCUGGGAAUCCUGUUGUGCACUGUGACCUAUUGGAUUAUCCGCUGCAAUUCUGACUCCAGCAUCGUCUUACCUGGGACGAUGGUUUGCAGCCUGCCGAUACUGAUCACCAUUCAUUUCGAUCGACGGAAUUUCAUGAUGAAACAUCAACUCUUUUCUCAAUUUCAGAAUUUUGAUCUUGACGCCGCAGAAUGCUCCUGCGAGUCGGACCGGGAGUUUGUGUAUGCGGCCAUCAGCCACUUGUAUGGCAGCAAGGAAGCCUUUACUCAAUAUGUGAGAGGACCACUUCAACGAGAACUGUUGGAGCCGAUCUGCCAAAAUGUCUUGCCGCGGUGCUACACAGAGCUCUUGACCACGCCUUUUCUGAGUUUGUUCCUAGAUUUUACCUUGGCACUCUGGAAGCAAGGGGCUCCAGUCGAAGAUUUGGUCAUCUAUGCUGUGUCCAUGUUUGGGCUCGCGACCUGCUUGCACAUCCCUGCAGUUCUCACGAUGAUGAUCCUCCUUGGUGACCGAUUUGCCGAACCUUGGGAUGGCUUUUGGGGCUGUUUCCUGAAUUAUCUGCAGACAUUCCUGGUCUUUCUUGCCAUCUUAGCCCAUUCCGUUGCCGGUUUUGUGGUUUGCUUUACCGUGGGAAGCCGGCGCCAGUGGUGGUUCCUCAUCGGAUGUUUCUUCUUGUUCCUGGCCAUCCGGAUCUUGACCGUCAAACUCAGGGACAAGUUGCAGGGUCAACGGAAGCGACUUCAGAAAGCAAGAUCCUUCCAAUCCGAACCGUGACUCCCCGUGACAGCGGAAUUCAAGAUGAAGAAUCAGGAAGUGAACGUCACAUUCUAUGGUUACUGAAAUUGGCCCUUGAUUUCCUUGAUUCUUCAGCUCGCAAAAAAUCGUAAAGUAUGCCAAUGUUAUGCCUCCCAAAGGGACAGGCUGCCUAGUAUCGUGCCGUGUUUGGAUCAGUGUGGAUGAAGGCCCUAAGGUUGGCCGCGGUUUGGGAUGUGAGCCACUGCGAAUGGCCUGUCGUUCAUGUUGGUGACAUGGCCCGAAACCUACCCGAAACG
Messenger RNA from Cladocopium goreaui, 2013 nucleotides. The record is from the annotation of a GenBank genome assembly. NCBI's taxonomy places the organism in Eukaryota, Dinophyceae, Suessiales, Symbiodiniaceae.